AUGACAACGCCAGCGAUCCAUCAAUUACCCAUGCAUAUACUCGACCUUGUCUUUCAACACGCAGAAAGAACAACCCUUAAAAGUUGUCGGCUUGUUUGCGUAUCGUGGUAUCUUUUGGCUACACGGCAUCUUUUUCGUAGCAUUCAAAUCAAGAACACGUCUCAAAUUGAAGAAUUCAUAAACUUUCAAGAAAAUCCGGCAUCUAAUCAACUUGUUCGAUUUGGAAAAUAUGUCAAACAAGUUACUACUGGUGAGGGCAAAGGGAUGGCUGAUACGAGGAUACCAUUAGAAAAUUUUGAAAAAUUUGUCAAAUAUUGUCCCGAGGUUACAUCGGUUAGCAUUUCUCCGACUGCUUGUGGAGGCAGCUUGUAUCGUUACCUAUUUGAAUUUGACGGUAAUAUAAAAUGGAAACUUCAUAGACUUGACGAGAAGGCUAACCCUCGAUGGUUUAAAUCGGAUUAUUUCUACAAGUAUAAAGACACUAUCAAGGUCAUAAGAUGGCUCGAGGACACUGAAGAUUUUGAUUUUGUAAUAGACUUUCCGUUACUUGAAGAACUGGCUCUACCGUCGACAGCGAUUAUCACAGACAUACAAGGUUUUAUGUUCAUUUGUAAUGCAUGUCCCAACUUAAUCGAAUUAGACCUGUAUACCAACAUGAACGAUGAUGCAAGACUGGUGGCUAACUUUGCUAUAUGUCCCUCACUGAAAACUCUAAAUGUUAAAUGCCGUUCUUUGAUACCGAAAGUGUUGAUUGAUUAUAUUACUGCAGGCUUGGUCAACCUUUCAUAUGUAACCUUUUGCAUGGAAAUAACAUCAUUACAAACAAACUUUGGUGAAAUCUAUAAGCAGUUAAAAGAUUUUUUGUUUACACCUCAGAAGAAAGUAGUUUCUUUAACAUUAAGAGCAGAAACAAGAUACAGGAGUGAUAAUGAACAAAUAUAUACAAUGAUUGAUGAAUGUCUCAACGUCGCCUGUCAUCUUUCUAAGCUUAAAGCAUGUAAUUCUAUGAAAUGGACAGUAGCCAGAUCCUCAGUGCUCACCAUAGAUUUAUGCAAGUCAUGGAACCAUACAAUCGAAUGCCAAAUCAGCAUGCCCUUAAAUUUGUUUAUUUACCUUGUCGCAAUGGAUGGCUUUACAAGUAGCAAAAUGCCAAACUUUCAUAAGCUGUGCUUAGAAGUAGAAUUUAGAGGGUUCACCAUGUCAAGGGUUGUCGCUUUAUUUAUAGAAAAGGCUUGUAACUUGCAGGAAUUGACUCUUCGCGGAUACAGCUUAAAGGAUACUCAUGGCUGUGUUUUUGAAACAGUACAAACUUUGUGUAUAGAAAACUCUGUGAUUGCUGAUUAUUUUUUCAGGAGAUUUGCUAUGUCUUUUCCAAACUUGAAAGAGUUACAUCUGUACGAAGCCGGAAUGUUUUGCAUUGACCACAACUUUAAAAGUAUACUGAUAGACUUGGAUGAUAUGAACUUGCAAAAGUUGUCAUUGACUACCGAUAAGGUGUUUAGUUUUUCAAGAACUCAACCGAUACAGCUUGUAUGCAUAGAAAUACAAAAAAGACGUCAAUAUAUCAAAGUAUGUUCUGACAGGACUCCAAUGACUAUAGCAGAGGAAAGGGGGAUUACAAUCUGGAAAGCCUUGGAUGCUAGGCGUAAAUAUUUCAUAAUGUGUAAUACUCUUGUUCGCUUUAAGCUGAACAAUGUCUAUAUUGAACUGAUGGUAUAA
Molecule: messenger RNA, 1719 nt
Organism: Rhizopus microsporus ATCC 52813
Lineage: Eukaryota; Fungi; Mucoromycota; Mucoromycetes; Mucorales; Rhizopodaceae
Exons: 1
Coding region: 1-1719 (572 amino acids)
Molecular function (GO): protein binding
Source: RefSeq, a predicted model, not a curated record